Messenger RNA from Notolabrus celidotus (New Zealand spotty), 1789 nucleotides. RefSeq names its product leukotriene B4 receptor (gene ltb4r). NCBI's taxonomy places the organism in Eukaryota, Metazoa, Chordata, Actinopteri, Labriformes, Labridae. Gene Ontology annotation, molecular function: complement receptor activity; leukotriene receptor activity. The coding region runs from base 34 to 1254 and encodes 406 amino acids. Gene Ontology annotation, biological process: complement receptor mediated signaling pathway; phospholipase C-activating G protein-coupled receptor signaling pathway; positive regulation of cytosolic calcium ion concentration. Gene Ontology annotation, cellular component: plasma membrane. The transcript is spliced from 4 exons. The record is from RefSeq and is a predicted model, not a curated record.
GUGCAUUGUCUCCCCACCACUCCCCCCGACCCAAUGAACAAGAAGGUUGUCAGUUUCACAGUUCUUGAAGCCAAACACAGAUUCUUCAGACGUUUACCGAUGGCGUCCAACAACACCACCAUCCCCCAGAAGAACUCCCCUAUCACCCUUCCUCUGCCCAUCAGCGCCACAGCCUGGGGCGGCAUCGCCAUCCUCACCUUGGCGUUUCUGCUUGGAUUCCCUGGUAACCUGUUCGUGGUUUGGUCGGUACUCUGCCGGGUGAGGAAGCGCUCGGUGACAUGUCUGUUGGUGCUGAAUCUGGCUCUGGCGGAUGCCUUCGUGCUGCUCAGUGCCCCUUUUUUCCUGCGCUACCUGGCUGGAGGUCGGGGUUGGGAGUUUGGAUCAGCGGCAUGCAAGCUGGUGCAUUACCUCUCAAGUGUCAACAUGUACAUGUCCAUUUACCUGAUCUGCCUGAUGAGCAUGGACCGCUGGUUGGCUGUGACGAGGCCUUUCGUGUCCCAGAGAUUGAGGACCAAGAAGACCCUGCUGCUUAUCCUGCUGGGGGUCUGGGUGUUGGCCUUUGCCCUGUCCCUGCCGAUGCCCUUCUACCGCAUUGAUAAGAAAAUACCACUAUCAAAAAACCUCACCAUAAGUUUAUGUAAGGUGUACCACAGGAGUAUGGGUCACCGCGUCUUCCAGUACCUGUUUGAGACCAUCAUGGCCUGUGUCGUGCCCUUUUCCCUCAUCAACACCUGUUACUCCUCCGUCAUCUGUCGUCUGCAAAAUGCCAAGUUCCAGCGCAGAGCACAAGGCAGCCGCCUAAUCUUGAUGAUCAUCUGUGCCUUUGCAAUAUUCUGGUUGCCCUAUCACAUCGUCAACAUAAUCGAGGUAGUCGGUGUGCUGCAAAACAGCACGUCAGUGACCAAGGCUGCCCUCGCAGCCCGUCCAAACGUCACAGCCUUUGCUUACUUCAGCAGCGCGGUCAACCCAAUUCUCUACGUGUUCGCCGGCAGCUCCCACAUCCGCCAGGCUGGCCUCAGCUUCAUGGGCAAGCUCUUCGAGGCGACCUACUCAGAGAGCAGGACCACAUCUACGUUUACACGUAGCGGUCGCAGCAGCUCUUCCCCAGACGAGAGCUCUGUCCUGCACACUUUGUCGGUCAAACUUGGCAGGCCUUUCAAAAGCAAGGACAAGGAUAGAAACGACAGCGUGGCCGGCGGAGACCCGAAUACGCCAGAACUCAGGACUCUGGCAAGCGUUGAGCAGUUGGAGUAGCACUUCAUCUGCUCAAGUCACCAUUCUUGGACUACUUCUCUUGAUUAAUUGAUAACUCAGACUGUGUUGACUCAAAUGAUCUUUUAUUAUUGAGCUGUAAAGCCUGAGUUUGUAAGACCACUCCAGUUUCCAAGAGGAAAAUAGCAAUGCAUCAAACCAAUUAUCCAUCUCACUGAUCCAUGAAUAACCAACACCUAGAAAUGUCACUUUCAAUAAUGUCUUAUGCUUGUCAAUUCACAAUUUCAAUCUGCUUCUUGAUUUUAUGUAUGUAUUUUCUUUGAGUGGAUGAAAAGCUGUUGGCAUGCCAUACAGACUACAAUUUUGGCAAGUCUAUCACUGAGUUUGUCCACCACUUAAGAAUGGACUUCAAUUUGGACCAUCUUCAAAACUACUGGAUGUAUUGGCAUAACAUUUGGUACAAAGACGUGUGCUACAAAGAAGAUUAUUAUUAUUAUUAUCUUUAUUUAAAUUUGAAAAUCAUUGAGAGGAAGCUCUCAUUUACAAUGACGACGAGCAUAUAAAGAAACAUUAAAAU